This is a messenger RNA of Rotaria socialis, 201 nucleotides long. Lineage: Eukaryota; Metazoa; Rotifera; Eurotatoria; Philodinida; Philodinidae. The record is from the annotation of a GenBank genome assembly.
AUGCCAACACCUGCACUUGAGUCAGUUCUGUUCUAUAAACUAGAUCCGAAAUUUUUACGUCGAAAUCAAUUUGAAUUUGCGGCAACAAAGCCGGGUGCUGCUGAAUUUGGCACUGUUGUACAAUUAUCAGCAUUAAAACUAAUUCAUGUUGAUAUAGUUGUUGUUGCAUCAAUUGUUGUUAAUCCAAUAACUGGUGCUUGA